Messenger RNA from Misgurnus anguillicaudatus (oriental weatherfish), 2783 nucleotides. It is a transcript of the gene uncx4.1, whose product is annotated as Unc4.1 homeobox (C. elegans). Gene Ontology annotation, molecular function: DNA-binding transcription factor activity, RNA polymerase II-specific; sequence-specific double-stranded DNA binding. Gene Ontology annotation, biological process: regulation of DNA-templated transcription. The record is from RefSeq and is a predicted model, not a curated record. Lineage: Eukaryota; Metazoa; Chordata; Actinopteri; Cypriniformes; Cobitidae.
AGCGUAUGUUUAUAUGAAUAUAAACCCGUAAUAACAAGCUUAACUGAAUCUAUAAAACAUUUUAUCCCUGGGUUGAUAUGGCUAUUUAUUUGAUGCCUCAUUUUCUUUGCAGAAUCGAUUAAUAAAACCUCCCACAUCCAACUCCCAUUUGUGAAUAGAUGAUCAGUGGAAUACAAGCAUAAUUGAUUAUACACACCAAAUGGCUUAAACAUGACAGUGAUCUAUAGGAAAGGUGAACAAUGUUAAUACAGUCUUUUGAACUCUGUACGCCAAUAAUCAAACAACUGAAAACAAUGUUAAAGCAUUUUCUGAUCUUCCUUUUUCACUGUCAGGCUCGAUUGUCUUUCCAUCUUCAUGUUUUUAACACCUGCUUAUAUCACAACCACUCAAACGUUAAAAUGCACUGGCCUCUACAUAUGAGAAAGUCAGAGCUUGUGUUUUUAAAUUCAUCUUGACAGCUUGCAACAGGGUGAUGCUUCGUUUGUUAUGAGAUAUAGCUCUAUUCGGGCACAAUGCCUCCUGCGUAAUAGGAUAACAUCAUUUUACGCAUUCAAUUCAUUGAAAAAUAAGUGACGUUUUCUGUUCUAGGAUGCGUUGUUUAGAAAGUGCAAAUGUGACCAGUGCUCCCAAAUUAGCUAUUUGGACAGAAGCACUGUAUGUUUAUGCAGAAUUUGGUCAGGAAUCAAUCAAUCCGCCGGUUUCGCCUCCUCCCUCUCGCCUAGUUGUGAUGUCUCAUGUUGUGUUGUGACAGCGCUGGUAUUGUUUAUUGAGGUGGAUGUCAGGUAUAAUUAGCAAUCGAUAUGGAAAACGUUUUGUGUCGUGGGUCUGACGUCACCGGCGCCUGACGUUCCCCAUUGGUCGCGAAUUCCCUAGCGCGAGACCUAGUUAUUUGGACAAGAGGAGAGUUGAUGUUGACAAAGUAGGAAAGAGCAAAAACCUCGACGCCUCCCUCGGUCUCUUUACUUCUCGUAGGGAGCGCAAAGCAUGUCCACGUUUACCGCUCCACGGCUGCUGCGUGCGCUCUGAGAGGGAGCCUGUUUGCUACACGCGCUUCCUUGAUCCGGAGAUGCAAUGAUGGACAGCCGGAUCCUCGAGCAUCCUCAUGCCCAGUUUGGAGGCUCUUUGGGAGGCAUGGUUGGAAUGGGUUUCCCCUACCACCUCGGCCACCAUCAUGUUUACGAUCUCUCCGGACACCAGCUACAGUCGGCAGCCGCUGUGCCGUUUUCCAUAGACGGAUUACUUAACGGAUCGUGCUCGGCGUCUGUUGCAAACUCCAACCCGUUGCUCGGAUCUGGAUGUCGCGUUAACGGGGAUAGUCAGUAUAAACUCAGUGAUGCCGGAGACGCCGACAAGGAAAGCCCUGGUUGUAAAAGAAGGCGAACACGUACAAAUUUUACAGGCUGGCAGCUGGAGGAACUGGAGAAAGCGUUCAACGAAAGCCAUUAUCCGGACGUGUUCAUGCGCGAGGCUCUCGCGCUACGUCUAGACCUUGUUGAGUCACGUGUUCAGGUGUGGUUCCAAAAUCGGCGAGCAAAAUGGCGCAAAAAAGAGAACACGAAAAAAGGGCCUGGUCGACCGGCCCACAACUCUCACCCCACUACGUGCAGCGGCGAACCAAUGGACCCGGAGGAAAUCGCACGACGAGAGUUGGAGCGCAUGGAAAAGAAGAAGCGCAAACAGGAACGCAAAUUGCUCAAGUCCCAGAACAAGUUUUUAGCGGGUGAGCUCUUCCAUACACCCGGAUCUGACAGCGAUAGCGGAGUAUCACAGAGCACAGAUAGCGAGUCCACUCCCCAGUCUAACGCCCACCGACAGCAACCAGAUAUAUGUGACCAACAUCUACGGCACCAAAGAUCCUCCGGGUCCAUCCUCGAGUCAGCUGAGCCCACGGACCCCACACGGAACUCUGCCAUGUGUCCUGCGAGUGGCAUCACGCGAGCCUCCGCGCUCCAGAAACUCAGUCCAUUUAGUGUAGAGAGUUUACUGGCCGACUCGAGUCCCCGAAGGAAAACUAUUGUGGAUUUUUCCCAGUUACCACCGCAGCGACCGCUGGUUGGUAAAGGCCAUUUUCUUCUGUAUCCCAUUACUCAACCCCUGGGUUUCAUAGUACCACAGACAGCGACCAAAACAAAUCAGGAUUCAGUAAACAAGGGUGCCACCACAGACACCUCAAACUCGAACCUGCACGGGUCUGUACACGUUACAAAGACUAACAAUCAGCUGCGUAAAGACGCAAGUGCGGAUGCGGUCGUAAACGGUGAGCUGCAAAGAGAAAGUCAGAACUCUCCAACGCAAGCGGAGAAAUCAGUGGAAAGUUUUGCUGAAUCAAAUUCACCACCAAACGAAUCCGAAUCCACUGUCACAAACUCUACCCAGAAGGAAAGCAUCUCGGACACGAAAACGUGCAGUUCUGCUGACGCAAAUACUGAUGGAGAGGACGUUGACAUGGAUUGACAUUUAAGUUGACCAGGAGCCGAGCUGACCUGUCACAAACCCAAAGCUGAUCAUGACACGUUUUUGUAUACAAGACUUUGAAUUAGUUUUUAUACUUUUCAAAAAUGGAUAUACUUUAUUCAGGUGGACGAUCGUUUUUCUAUUAUUUUGGCUUUAAUGUCUGUUGUUAUUUCAGCAACACAGCUAACUUGAAGGAACAAGUUGGCUCACGAGCAGGAUACAAAAACAACACGAAUCCUCAAAACGCUGUAUAAAUGAUAAAGUAUCGAAGAUAUUUAUAUAUGUAACAUUUUGAUAAGUAAUAAUAAUAAAAAUAUUGUGAAAGAAAA